Cynara cardunculus var. scolymus (artichoke) is the source of this 2502-nucleotide messenger RNA. RefSeq names its product cylicin-2-like. Gene Ontology annotation, biological process: regulation of double-strand break repair; chromatin organization. Gene Ontology annotation, molecular function: DNA binding; histone binding. The record is from RefSeq and is a predicted model, not a curated record. Bases 185 to 2218 code for a protein of 677 amino acids. Gene Ontology annotation, cellular component: nucleus. The transcript has 12 exons. Lineage: Eukaryota; Viridiplantae; Streptophyta; Magnoliopsida; Asterales; Asteraceae.
CUGUGCAUGACAUGGCAAAUUAAAUGCAUUUAAAAUCCGUAUUUGAAGUCCGAAACACUCGCGCUGCUAUCACACUCUCAACGCUCCGACUUGUCUCAAACCGGAUUUCGCCCCUUUUCUCAUAUCGAACAUUCAAUUCAACUCAAAUCAGCUCUUCAACCUUCGAUUCACCCCUAAUCUAUUUAUGGGUGAGGAAGAGGCAAUCACUGAGGUUGGUGAGGCAGUGGCUAAUGGGACUGUGUCACCAACUAAACCAGACAAUGAUGUAAGCGAGAAGAAAAAUGGGCAAAAGGAGGGGGUUGAAGAGAUUGGUGAGGACACAAAAGAUGAUAAGAAGGUUAAAAAUACAGAAGUCAAUGUUGACAAGGAUGAUGCUGAAUUAAGUAAAGAUGUCAAAGAAGGAGGAAAAAAGAAAGAGCUAAAGGAUAGCAAGGAAGCAGGCGAGGGUAAAAGAAAGGACGAAGGGAAAGGCAAAACAAAGGAAGAAGGGGAGGGUAAAAGAAAGGACGAAGGGAAAGGCAAAACAAAGGAAGACGGGGAGGAUAAACAAAAAGAAGGGGAGGGUAAAAGAAAGGACGAAGGGAAAGGCAAAACAAAGGAAGAAGGGGAGGGUAAACAAAAAGAAGGGGAGGGUAAAAGAAAGGACGAAGGGAAAGGCAAAACAAAGGAAGAMGGGGAGGRUAAACAAAAAGAAGRGGMKRKGGAAGUCGAUGAAGAGGAAAUUGCAAAUAAGCAAAGUGAGAAUAAAAUUGCGGAAGUCGCUGAUUUAAAAGACGAAGAAGACAAGAUGGAAGAGAUCAAACAGGAAAAACGUGCAACAAAGAAGAGUGGUGGAGAAAAAGGCAACAAGAAGAAGGUAGUGGAAGAGAAAAAAGGGAAAGAGCAAAAGGUGGAACCAAAGACUCCUGUUGGUCCUGCAAUUGAUCGACCAGUACGGGAGCGUAAAUCUGUAGAAAGGUUGGUUGCUGUCAUCGACAAAGAUACUGCCAGGGAAUUUCAUAUUGAAAAGGGCCGUGGUACUGCAUUAAAAGACAUCCCAAACGUUGCUUACAAGUUAUCAAAGAAAAAGAUGGCUGACGACACACUUAAACUGCUACAUACCAUCUUAUUUGGAAGGAGAGGAAAGGCUUUGCAGAUCAAGAGUAACAUAUUGCGGUUUUCUGGCUUUGUCUGGCAUGAAAAUGAGGAAAAGCUAAAAGCUAAGGUGCAAGAGAAGCUUGACAAGUGUAAUAAGGAGAAGUUGUUUGAAUUCUGUGAUAUGCUUGACAUACCUAUUACCAAAACUACGGCGAAAAAGGAAGAUGUCAUUGCAAAGCUGAUAGACUUUUUGUUGGUUCCUCAUGCCACAACUAGUGAGUUACUUGCAGAGAAAGAGCAGUCAAGCAAAGGCAACAAACGUAAGAGGGAGAGCAAGAAAAGUGUAUCAACUUCUGGGGCUGCAUCUUCAAAAGACUCUUCGAAGAAACAGAAAAGUAGAAGUGCAUCUGAAGAACAUAAGAAGAGUACUUCUGAGAUGAAAGACUCGGAAGAAGAGGAAGUGGAAGAGGAAGAAAAUAAUGAACAUCAGAAUGUGAAUGGUGGCCCAGAGAAAUCUGAGAGCGAGAAAUCUGAGCAUACUGAAAGUGAAGAAGAACAUGUGUCUGAACCUGAAUCUGGGAAAAACAGUAACAAGCGCAAACGAGUUUCUGAAAAACCUUCUUCCAAGAGGGAAUCAGCUCCAAAAAGUAAAUCAAAGAAGGAAGCAACACCUAAGAAGUCUACUCCUCCUCAAAAGAAAACACCGGUUGAAUCUUCUACAAGUCAUUCCAAAUCCAAGGAUGAAAGUGUACCCACCCCGAAGACCUUUUCAAGGAAGAAGAAAAAUCAUGUGGUCGAUGAGAAGCCUUCAACUCCCAAGAAGUCUGCUUCAAAAGAGAAAACUGGUAAAAAGGCUCUGAAAGACAAGGAGAAACCUAAAGAAGAAAAGCAGAAGCCUAGCGAUGAUGAACUCAAAACUGCAAUAUGUGAGAUCCUUAAAGAAGUUGAUUUCAAUACGGCAACCUUUACCGACAUUUUCAGACAGCUGGUUAAGAGAUUCAAUGCGGACCUCAUAUCAAGAAAGCCGUCCAUAAAGUUCAUGAUCCAGGACGAACUUACGAAAUUAGCCGAUGAAGCAGAUGACGAGGAUGAAGGCGAACCUGAGAAAACCGAAAAAGAAGCAUCGGUCAAAAAGGCGUAAGAAUGAACGCACAAUCGGUAUUUCUUGCUAAUCCCUUUCAUUUAUUAUGCCACCAUGUAGUGUUUUAUCUCUCCUAACUAUUUGUAAUUUUUUGUUAGUUGGUGACAUAAAAGCAGUUUGUGUUCAACUAGAAACCCCGUAGAAAUAGAAGUAGAACCGUGGAACCGCUUAAGCAUGACCACGGUUUCGAUGCUUGGUAUGUAUACAUGAGUCCAAAUUGUAGGCAUCCAUGUCUUUUGUUUUUCUUAUGGAUCUUUUGAUGAUAAUUUUGGGUCUUUGUUUAA